Messenger RNA from Hydractinia symbiolongicarpus, 1399 nucleotides. RefSeq lists its product as uncharacterized. The transcript is spliced from 2 exons. The record is from RefSeq and is a predicted model, not a curated record. The coding region runs from base 567 to 1076 and encodes 169 amino acids. NCBI's taxonomy places the organism in Eukaryota, Metazoa, Cnidaria, Hydrozoa, Anthoathecata, Hydractiniidae.
AAAAAAUUUAAAAUCUUGUUUUGUCACCCUGAAGCAAUUCUAAGUGAUGUGGGGAGAAACUUACUAAAGUCAAACACACUCCAGAAAGAAGUAAAAGCCAUUGUUGUAGAUGAAGCACAUUGUAUAGACACUUGGGAUGAUAGCUUCAGAAAAGAAUUUCUUAAUCUUGGAGCCAUUAGAUCCUUUUUUCUGGACAUUCCUGUGCUUGCCCUAACAGCAACUUCUACAGUUAAAACAACAAGCAGAAUAAAAAGUGUUCUUGGAAUGAGGGAUUGUGUUUUUUUGACUAUCAAUCCAAACCGCUCAAAUGUAUUCCUGGUUAAAAAAAAAGAUACCACAAUUCAUAUGGAAUCGAAGGUAUCAAAAAGAUUUUGUUACCGAUUGGAGAAGAUUUAAAAAAACAAGCGAAAGCAUAUCCACAGACUAUCAUAUACUGUAAAUUAAAGUAUUGUGGCUAUGGGUACAAAAUUUUUGAAAGUAUAAUCGGCUCUUUGCAAUAUGUAGGAGGCGAAUGUAAACCAUCCAAAAGUUUGUUUGUGCAAUUUCAUGCAACCCAAAAUAAGCACAUGAAGCAUGAAAUUAUUUCAGAAAUUUCAAAAAUCGACAGUAACAUCAGAGUCAUUUUUGCAACUUCUGCCCUUGGUAUGGCUGAAUAUUGCAAAAAUGACAGUAGCUGCUUGAGAUCUUUGUUGUUGCAGCAUUUCAAACAUAAAGCACCACCACAACAAAAAUGUUGUAUUAUAUGUCAUCCAGAAACCGACUAUGGUAAACAUGAUCACGUCUUGGUCAGAGAAAAAGUACAACGUAAAAUUAGUGAAGCUGAUUUGCAAAAAUUGUCACAAGAAUUUAAUAACCUGCUUGCAGAUUUGGAUGCAAAUUUAACAGAUGAUCCGCCAAGAGAGUUUUUUGGUCUUAGUAUGGAUACUAAAGAAAUUGCGGAGAAGUUUUCAAUGAUAUUGGAUAAUGUCACUGAAAUUGAAAAUGAAGAUAGCCUUUUGGGAUUUGGUCUUUGGGACGAAGAUGUAUCGAAAAAAGCAUAUGAGCUGAUACAAAUUUACACUACAGAAUUACCUUGAGUAUGAAAACAGUAUAUGUAAUUGUUACUUUUUCUUGGGACACCAAAUUUCUAUUUAUGUAUAAAGAAUACCUUAUUUGUACUUUUUAACCAUGCAUCAAGAAUUGAGCUUUUUACAUAAAAAAUUGUUUCACAAAAAGAUUAAAAAAAGCAUUUCCUAGUCAACACUUUGAUUUCAAGAAAAUGCAAAUAAUUAGUACAAGUACAAGUAGCAAUUAGUACAUCUGUCUGAAAACGUUUUGUACUUUAAAGCAUAUAUAUACAUUGAAAGAAUUAAUUUUUGUGACGAUGCAGGUGUGAAAUCCUCAAAAAAAUAAUCCUAGU